UUGAAGAAGUAGGUGGGAAAUACUCAACAAAACCAUGUUGAGACAGCGCAAAAGUCUACCGUGCAUUGCCCCGCUGUUGACCACUGUAGAAGAGACUCUGGACACUGUGUCUGCUCAAGUCCGAGGACACAUUCCUGAAUGGCUCAAUGGUUAUCUACUUCGAGUUGGACCCGGGAAGUUUGAGUUUGGAAAUGAUAACUACAAUCACUGGUUUGAUGGAAUGGCUUUGCUUCACCAGUUUAGAAUGGAGAAGGGCACAGUGACGUACAGGAGCAGGUUUCUACAGAGUGACACAUACAAGGCCAACAGUGCUGGAGAUAGAAUUGUGAUCUCAGAAUUUGGCACACUGGCUCUUCCUGACCCGUGCAAGAAUAUCUUUGAACGUUUCAUGUCAAGGUUUGAACCUCCUGUCAUGACUGACAACACCAAUGUCAACUUCGUACAGUACAAGGGUGAUUACUACAUAAGCACUGAGACCAAUUUUAUGAAUAAAGUGGACAUUGAAACUCUGGAAAGGACGGAAAAGGUGAACUGGAGCAAAUUCAUUGCUGUGAACGGAGCGACUGCACACCCUCAUUAUGACCCAGAUGGAACAGCAUACAAUAUGGGGAACACCUACGGGCCAAGAGGUUCUUGCUAUAAUAUUAUUCGAGUUCCUCCAGAGAAGACAGAGCCUGGGGAGACGAUUCAUGGAGCACAAGUGUUGUGUUCUAUUGCUUCCACUGACACCAUGAAGCCUUCUUACUACCAUAGCUUUGGAAUGACAGAAAACUACAUAAUCUUCAUUGAACAGCCUCUAAAGAUGAAGCUGUGGAAAAUGGUCACUUCUAAAAUCCGGGGGAAGGCCUUUGCUGAUGCGAUAAGCUGGGAGCCCCAAUAUAAUACACGGUUUCAUGUGGUGGAUAAGCACACGGGACAGACUCUCCCAGGAGUGUAUUACAGCAACCCUUUUAUUACCUAUCAUCAAAUCAAUGCCUUUGAGGACCAGGGCUGUAUUGUGAUUGAUCUGUGCUGUCAGGAUGAUGGGAGGAGCCUGGAAGUUUAUCAUCUACAGAAUCUGAGGAAAGCAGGGGAAGGGCUUGAUCAGGUCUAUAAUUCAGUAGCAAAAUCUUUUCCUCGAAGAUUUGUUUUGCCUUUAGAUGUCAGUGUUGAUGCCCCCAAGGGAAGGAACCUCAGUCCACUCUCCUAUUCUUCAGCCAGUGCUGUGAAACAGGGUGAUGGAGAGAUCUGGUGCUCUCCUGAAAAUCUAUACCAUGAGGACCUGGUAGAGGAAGGAGGGAUUGAAUUUCCGCAGAUCAACUAUGGCCGAUUCAAUGGCAAAAAGUAUAAUUUCUUCUAUGGCUGCGGUUUUCGGCAUUUGGUGGGGGAUUCUCUGAUUAAGGUUGACGUGGUGAACAAGACACUGAUGGUUUGGAGAGAAGACGGCUUUUAUCCCUCGGAGCCCAUUUUUGUUCCGGCACCAGGAGCUGAUGAGGAAGAUGGAGGGGUUAUUCUUUCUGUUGUGAUCACUCCCAAUCAGAGUGAAAGUAACUUCCUCCUUGUUUUGGACGCUAAGAACCUGGCAGAACUGGGGAGAGCAGAAGUACCUGUGCAGAUGCCUUAUGGAUUCCAUGGCACAUUUGUACCCAUCUGAUGGCACAACCACAAGGUCUGAGAGUCGGCUUCCAAUGAGCACACUCUGUACAGAAGAGAGGAAACAAUGGGGCUCCCCCAAAACUAUUGCAGUUUGAACCUGAUUUGACCUCCUCGGGCUCAUAUUUUGAAAACUUGGUCCCAGUUUGUGGCACGUUUUGGGAGACUGUAGAAACUUUUGGGCGGGGGCUCAGAACCCACAGGCACUAGGAACUAGCCUUUGAAGCCCCUGGUUCUCUCAUGCUCUCUCUGAUUCCUGGCCCACUACAAUGCGAACAGCCUUCACCUUGCCACUGAUGGGGUGCUCCACCACGCCUCCCCAAUAUGGCAGACUGAAUCCCCUGAAACUGUGAACCGAAGGAAAUCUUUCCACCUUUAGUUGUUCUGACAGUUUGGUUUUGUUUUGCAGCAGCACUGAAGUAACUAUUACAAAAACUGGAUAAAUUGUUUACAUUUCUAUUAAAAAAUAAUUUGUG
Phodopus roborovskii (desert hamster) is the source of this 2108-nucleotide messenger RNA. It is a transcript of the gene Bco2, whose product is annotated as beta-carotene oxygenase 2. Gene Ontology annotation, molecular function: beta-carotene 15,15'-dioxygenase activity; carotenoid dioxygenase activity. The record is from RefSeq and is a predicted model, not a curated record. Gene Ontology annotation, biological process: retinal metabolic process; carotene catabolic process. Lineage: Eukaryota; Metazoa; Chordata; Mammalia; Rodentia; Cricetidae. The coding region runs from base 35 to 1633 and encodes 532 amino acids. The transcript is spliced from 11 exons. Gene Ontology annotation, cellular component: mitochondrion.